Molecule: messenger RNA, 870 nt
Organism: Culex pipiens pallens (northern house mosquito)
Lineage: Eukaryota; Metazoa; Arthropoda; Insecta; Diptera; Culicidae
Exons: 9
Coding region: 20-742 (240 amino acids)
Source: RefSeq, a predicted model, not a curated record
CAAUCGGACUAAGAGCAGUAUGAAGUUGUUGUGUUUUUGUGUUGUUUUGGUGCGUUUGAAGAUGGUCCUCACCCUUCCGGCGCAACAGUUCAAACCCGGAAUCCCUAUAACUCCCACAGUGAACCAAAUACCUGGUCAAGCCAAUGGAAUAAUCGGAGAAAGUUCAAGCUCAAAGGCAACAGCUUCAGUUUCUAUAUCGCAACCAGCUGUCCCACAAACAGUUGCCACGCAAUAUAGUAAUAGUCCAUCCCAAAGUUUCAAUAGUUUUGCAACGAGGACAUCAAUACUUUCGGCCGUAACUUCAGCUCCGCAAAUUCAGUACUACCAACCACAAACAUAUCAGUCGUACAGGCCACAAACUCCAGUUCAAACGUAUGUCCAACCGGCUCAACCUCAAGUAGUAACCUAUCAGCAGCCUCAACCUGUGGUUUACCAAAGGCCUCAACAGAUGGUGUACUACCAGCAGCAACCCCAACAGCCCCCCCAGUAUUCGCAAUAUCCCCAGUAUUAUCAGCAGCCUCAGUACAGUAGUGGCCAACAACCUUACUCGUACUCCACCGGUAGACCAAGUUAUAGUCUAUCAGACGCUUUGUUUGGAGGGGGAAGUGGAGGAGGAAGUAGUUCCCUCAGCAGACCAGUAUCGUCUGCUUUGGGAGCAGCCGGGUCGUUGGGAGCUUUGGGAGCUAUUGGAACCUUGGGAGCGUUGGGCACGUUGGGUGCAGGUGCAUUAUUAUUUGGAUAGCCAUAAUGAUUGCAGACAAACUUCUGUCGAACAGUACAAUGUAGCUUAAAUUUUCUAAUCUUAGUUUAAAUAAAUGUAACUAGUAUUGUUAAAUAAAAUAAAAAGAAUGCAUUCAAGAAGAGUUUGAA